Messenger RNA from Rhagoletis zephyria (snowberry fruit fly), 337 nucleotides. RefSeq lists its product as uncharacterized. Gene Ontology annotation, cellular component: nucleus. Lineage: Eukaryota; Metazoa; Arthropoda; Insecta; Diptera; Tephritidae. The record is from RefSeq and is a predicted model, not a curated record.
CAAUUUGAGGUUUUAGUUUCCGAAAUGGAAAUGAACCCCGCAUACGCCAAAGGUUUUAGGAAGGGCAUAAAACCUCUAAACUUCGAUAGCUAUAACUAUAGUUAUUGGAACGUGGUUGCGGAAAAAGUAAAUCCUUUUGGACCUCCAGUUCGUGAUGGAGACGGUUGGCACAAAGUAUGGAAGGACUUGAAAUUCAAGGUCAAGAAAAAACUGGUCAAAAACAAAACCGAAACGAGGGCAACAGGAGGAGGAGCCAAUAGACAAAUUCAACUGUCACCACUGGAAGAAGCGGUUGCAAAUUGGUUGCAGUUUGAGCAGCAAAUAAAUCCAAAAGGGA